AUGUUUCGAUUUGUUCGCAGCAGGCCGAUUGCGACGGCUCUGAGAGCUGCAGCCGAGCCCCCAGUGCAGUGCAGAUUCGCUGCGCAACAAAAGAGAAAUCUUUCCAUCCACGAAUACCUUUCCGCCAACCUCCUGAAAACUUAUGGCGUUGGUGUCCCUAAGGGCGAGGUGGCCCGUACUGCUGAAGAGGCAGAGGCUGUUGCCAAGUCAAUUGGUGGAGAUGACAUGGUCAUCAAGGCCCAGGUUCUUGCCGGUGGUCGAGGAAAGGGUUCUUUCGACAACGGUCUGAAGGGUGGUGUCCGUGUUAUCUACUCCUCAACCGAGGCCAAGAUGUUCGCCGACCAAAUGAUUGGACACAAAUUGGUCACGAAGCAAACCGGCGCUGGCGGUCGUCUCUGCAACGCUGUCUACAUCUGCGAACGCAAAUUCGCUCGCCGCGAAUUCUACCUUGCUAUCCUGAUGGACCGCCAGACUCAGUCUCCCGUUAUUGUGGCCUCGUCUCAGGGUGGUAUGGACAUUGAGUCGGUCGCAAAAGAAAGCCCCGACGCCAUCCACACAACCCCCAUUGACAUCAAAGUCGGUGUUACCGAUGAGAUUGCCCGCAGCAUUGCCACCGACCUUGGAUUCUCUGAGCAGUGCAUUGAAGACGCCAAGGACACCAUUCAGAACCUCUACAGGGUCUUCACCGAGAAGGAUGCUACUCAGAUCGAAAUCAACCCUCUCUCCGAGACAUCCGACCACCAGGUUCUUGCCAUGGACGCCAAGCUUGGAUUCGAUGACAACGCGGAGUUCAGACAGAAGGACGUUUUCUCGUGGCGGGACACCACCCAGGAGGAUGCUGACGAGGUCAAGGCUGCUGAACACGGUCUCAACUUCAUCAAGCUCGAUGGAGACAUUGGCUGCUUGGUGAACGGUGCCGGUCUUGCCAUGGCUACUAUGGAUAUCAUCAAGCUGAACGGAGGCAACCCUGCUAACUUCUUGGACGUUGGCGGUGGUGCCACCCCUGCUGCCAUCAAGUCGGCAUUUGACUUGAUCACGAGCGACCCCAAGGUCAGCGCUAUCUUCGUCAACAUCUUCGGUGGUAUUGUGCGAUGUGACGCCAUCGCCCAGGGUCUUAUCAAUGUUGUCGGCGACAUGGGCCUCCGCACCCCAGUCAUUGCUCGUCUGCAGGGUACCAACAUGGAGCAAGCUCGCAAGCUGAUUGACGAAUCUGGCCUCAAGAUCUUCUGCAUCCAGGACCUCCAGAGCGCCGCCGAGAAGUCGGUCCAAUUCUCCAAGGUCGUCAAGCUGGCUCGUGAUAUUGAUGUCGGUGUCGAGUUCACUCUGGGUAUUUAA
This is a messenger RNA of Talaromyces rugulosus, 1335 nucleotides long. RefSeq lists its product as uncharacterized. Gene Ontology annotation, biological process: succinyl-CoA metabolic process; tricarboxylic acid cycle. Gene Ontology annotation, molecular function: succinate-CoA ligase (ADP-forming) activity; metal ion binding; ATP binding. Gene Ontology annotation, cellular component: mitochondrion; succinate-CoA ligase complex. The transcript is spliced from 8 exons. The coding region runs from base 1 to 1335 and encodes 444 amino acids. NCBI's taxonomy places the organism in Eukaryota, Fungi, Ascomycota, Eurotiomycetes, Eurotiales, Trichocomaceae. The record is from RefSeq and is a predicted model, not a curated record.